Molecule: messenger RNA, 1020 nt
Organism: Pocillopora meandrina
Lineage: Eukaryota; Metazoa; Cnidaria; Anthozoa; Scleractinia; Pocilloporidae
Source: the annotation of a GenBank genome assembly
AUGGCUUACGAAAUCGGAAAAAAAUACGAAGGUCUUCAUGACGGUCGAUGGUAUAUGUGCACCAUCUUAAGUCAAAAAGGCGACAGGUACAAGGUUACCUUCGAUGGUUGGAGCCGACAGUUUGACACAGUUCUCAGCGCCGACUGUCUUCGCCCUUGUACAAUGAUUGACGUUCGCUCCAGAAAGCGUUGGACACCCAGCGUGAAUUUCAACAAGUUGCCUCAAGUUGAGGGCAUCAGAAAAUCGACCGCGGUCAGAGUGGUGGAUCCUUUUCUAGAACUCGUUACAGUGGAGUGCGGAAACGAAGAAAUCAUUGCUUCUUUCCGCGAUGUACUACCACCGCCAGAACCCACUCCUGAUACUGUCAAGAGGAGAAGACCAGCAGCUUUGCCCCAAGCAGCACAAGCAACAUCACCACCACCUCCCGUAUCGGCGCCUGUCAGUGUCCAGUCAGCCAUAGCCCUGCAGUUCGCGACGAUCGUUCGCCUUGAUGGUAUCAAAAUCAGCUGCGGAGAUCUCGUGAGCCUCACCCCGAACAGUGCAGACGUCGUCUUCAUUGUCCUGGAGCUCUACCAAGACGAGUCCGGCUUAGAGGUUCUUUUAAAUGCUGAGAAGUGCCAGCUGUCAGAUGGUGUCGCCAUACGCCCGCUAGCAAACUUCAGGUUGACCUGCCCGGCAUCCGCGGUACACACACUUCAGGACACUAAACUUUCGUCUCAGUUAAAGAAAGUGGUCCUAGAAGUCCGACAAGGAGCCAUCCUGCGGCUGUCCCAGUCCCUGCAGCUACACAUGGCCAACCGCGCCUAUCAGCUUCAAUUUCAGCGGUACGACUUGGCAGCCAAGCUUCGCUGCGAGAUCUACAGAGGAAUGUCUUCCAAGGCAGCUCGCACCUUCGUCAUCAAAAUGGGCCCAGCUGAUCUCCGCCACGAUCUUGAAUUACUUGGGUUAGCGGUUGAAAACAAUUUCAAGGUGGAGAAAUCGAAGAAUCGACUCGACGAUCUAGAUCCCCCUGCUUGGUGA